Molecule: messenger RNA, 1809 nt
Organism: Trematosphaeria pertusa
Lineage: Eukaryota; Fungi; Ascomycota; Dothideomycetes; Pleosporales; Trematosphaeriaceae
Exons: 3
Coding region: 1-1809 (602 amino acids)
Biological process (GO): DNA-templated transcription
Molecular function (GO): DNA binding; zinc ion binding
Source: RefSeq, a predicted model, not a curated record
AUGGAUGACGGGCCGCCAUGUAAACGGUGUACUGAGCGGAACUUAUCCUGUGUGCUUAAUAAGAGUCUGCAGACUUUGAUUGAGGAACGUUCACAGUGGAAGAAUACCGUCAUCAGCGACCUCGGUCAUAUCCAUUCCGCCUUAGAGCAGGUGCUGGGAAGACUGUCUCUCCCCACACUUCCUCCACUGCAAACGAACGCUUCGCAGCAUAUUGAGGCCUCGCCUCAUGAAGAUGUCUUCGAGCGAGAAGAACCAGGACCGUCGUGCGACAAUUCGCCUCGCGUCUCUCCCAGGGACGACGCCGUACCUCAUGUGCCCAUCGAGUCGCUCUAUCAAAUUACGAGACUAAGAGCCCUCCGUUCCGACGAUGCGGGGGAUGAAUCACAACUAUCCCCCACUGCUGCUCCAACCCACCCGGUGAACGACUUCAUCUCACAUGGCCUUGUCAGCUUCGAAGAUGCCGAACGUCUCGUCAAUCUGUAUCUGAAUAGGAUAGACCAUUUUAUGUAUAUGAUUGGGGGCGGCAAGUAUCGAGAUCUCGAGAGUCUGCGCCGUGGCUCGCCAAUCCUGACUGCCUGCAUAUGUGCGGUUGCGGCUCUCCACGAUCCAAUGAGCAACCACCUCUACGGGGUCUGCAAGCGCGAGUUUCAGCGGCUUAUGGCAGCCUCUAUGUUCGAUCGGCGCGUUGAUCGCGAUCACAUGCGCGCGAUUUGCAUUGGAAGCUACUGGCUUCACGACCUCUCGUGGACACUCUCCGGCUAUGCGAUUCGGCGAGCCACCGAAGUCAAUCUGAGCAGCAGCUACCACCGUGUACUGGCGAACAACAGCGAAGAAGCCAUGGAAUGUAUGCGGAUAUGGUAUGUUCUGUAUAUCUGCGACCAUCAUCUCUCCAUCCUGUACGGCAGGCCCUCUAUUGUGCGCGAAGACGCGUCAAUAUCCGGCUGGGAAGAGCUCAUGAGGACUUCAGUCUUCACCGAGUCCGAUAAGAGGCUGGUCAGUCAAAUGGCUUUACUGAUUAUCAUGAGCAACGUUCGUGAGCUCUUCGGACCCGACAUCGGCGAGCCAGUACCGAAGGCUUUUGCGUCGCAGUUGACGAAUUUCGGUCGCCAGAUCGACCAGUGGAUGGGCUAUUGGACUACAGAGCUACUCAAGCUGCACCAAUUCAUAGGCGAAUUCCCCACCAAGGGCGUCAUACUACAUCACCACCUUGCAAAGCUUCAUCUCCACUCCCAUGUCUUCCGUGGCCUAAAAGGCGCACCGGUGCCGUCCUACUUCCAAGAGAGCGCAUCAGCAGCCGUCAGUGCUGCGAGAUCCACCAUCGAAAUGCUACUGAACGAUUACGACAUACGCGAAAGCCUCGUGGGAAUACCGCAUUAUCUCCACUCCAUGAUCGCCUUCGCCUGCGUCUUCCUGGUCAAGAUCGCUACUCAGCACAGCGGACAAUAUAUUGAAGACACCAUCGUGUACGACUUGACGACCAAGGCGGUGCAGCAAUUCCGAUCGACCGCCGUCGGAAAGUGGCAUCUCGUGCAUCUUAUGGCUGACGGGCUGGAGAAGAUGGCUUUCUCUAAGAUUAGGAGCCCCUCCGAUACCACCCACCCGCGCAUAGCCAAUGGCGUGAGUCCGUCCGGCCUCCAUUAUGUGCAGUCGGCCAACACUACGCUUCCACUAGCGACAAACGGCAACGAACUAUACGGAGGCGACUUGACGGGCAGCAGCUUUGAGAAUGACUUCAAUCUUGGAACGUCUUCGUUUCUCCACUUCGGGUCAGGAGAUUUUGAUUUCAACUUCACUGGGUUCGGCAUUUGA